UCCAACUCUGAUGAGCUUAAAAGGUCUCACACAUUGUGCUCUUGAAAUCCCAGAAGAUAUCAGUUCUCAAAUUUCCAACACUAAUUUGCAAGACACAUACUCAUGAGUUUCAUAAUCACCUUCAUCUUGUUGCUAUCAACCACACUAUUUCAUCAAUCUUGGGCUUUGGAGGAGGUAGCUUAUGGAUCAGAGGCUUCAGAGCUUGAGGUUUUGACUAGGGAGCUAUUGGAAUUGGCGAGAGAGCCUGAGUUCUUUGAAUGGAUGAGAGGGCUCAGGAGGAGGAUUCAUGAGUAUCCAGAGCUGGGAUUUGAAGAGCACAAAACUAGUGAACUCAUCAGGGCUGAGCUUGACUUACUCGGGAUUGAGUACAAAUGGCCUGUGGCCAAGACUGGUGUGGUGGCCUUUAUUGGGUCUGGCUCUAAACCAGUCUUUGGACUUAGAGCUGACAUGGAUGCUCUCCCUCUCCAGGAACUAGUAGAGUGGGAACACAAGAGCAAGAUUGAUGGAAAGAUGCAUGCUUGCGGUCACGAUUCUCAUGUAGCAAUGCUACUUGGAGCAGCCAAGUUGCUUCAACACAAAACAGACAUGUUGAAGGGAACUGUGAAACUAGUGUUCCAGCCUGGAGAAGAGGGUUACGCUGGUGCUUACCAUAUGUUAAAAGAUGAUGUUUUGCAUGAUAUCGAUGCCAUCUUGAGUAUACAUGUUUAUCCAUUAGUACCUACUGGUGCCAUAGCUUCGAGGCCUGGUCCGAUACUUGCUGGUACCGGGCUCUUCUCGGCUACAAUACAAGGAAAAGGAGGGCAUGGAGCAGCUCCACAUGAGACUAGGGACCCUAUUAUUGCAGCAGCCUUUUCAAUCAUUGCUCUCCAACAAAUCGUGUCUCGGGAUACAGAUCCUCUUGACUCAAGAGUGGUAACAGUUGGGCACAUACAUGGAGGUCAAGCAGGAAAUGUUAUCCCAGAGACUGUCAAACUACGCGGAACUUUUAGGAGCUUCAGUUCUGAGGGUCUUUCCUAUCUCCAACAAAGGAUCAAAGAGGUCAUAGAGCAGCAAGCAGCUGUGCAUCGUUGUACUUCUGUGGUGGACUUCAUGGAGGAAAAACCUAUGCCUAAUCCAGCAAUGGUUAAUGAUGAAGCAAUAUACGAACACGUGAAGAAAGUCGGUGAGGUCCUUGUUGGGAAACCUAAUGUGCAGCUUAUGCCAAUGACCAUGGGUGGAGAAGAUUUUAGCUUCUUUGCUGAGAAGAUUCCAGCUGCGAUUUUUGUUGUUGGGAUAAGGAAUGAGACUCUGAAAGCAGACAAGCACUUGCACUCGCCCAACUUCUUUAUCGACGAGGAGGCUCUUCCAAUAGGAGCUGCUCUUAAUGCUGCAGUUACAAUUUCAUACUUGGAUGGCAAUGAUGUGAAGACUUGGUAAGAAAAUAAGAGCAUAUGUAUGUAUAUACCUCUUUACAAAAUAAAAUGCAGUAAAACCAUAGGUUAUUGAAGCACAAUUUCUAGCACUCAUUUUAUUUGGCAGCAAUACCAUUGUGUCAAGACCGAGUAGGAAAAAGCUCCAACCUUGUCAUUGAUGAGA
Messenger RNA from Rosa chinensis, 1575 nucleotides. Its product is annotated as IAA-amino acid hydrolase ILR1. Gene Ontology annotation, molecular function: IAA-Ala conjugate hydrolase activity. The transcript is spliced from 5 exons. The record is from RefSeq and is a predicted model, not a curated record. Gene Ontology annotation, biological process: auxin metabolic process. Gene Ontology annotation, cellular component: endoplasmic reticulum. The coding region runs from base 103 to 1416 and encodes 437 amino acids. Lineage: Eukaryota; Viridiplantae; Streptophyta; Magnoliopsida; Rosales; Rosaceae.